AUGUCACGAUUAUGCCCAAUCACCAAAUGGGCAAUCCCGGGAAACAAAAUGCGGAGAAGUGUAUUCAUUCUUCGUAAGUUUGGAAGUAUACGUAUAAGUGAGUGUAAGAAGUAUUACCUCUUAAAAGAAGCUAUGGUAGAAAGAAAGAAGGACUUAGAAGUCGAUGUUUUGAUAGCCAGUGUCCCUUCUCCUUCGCCUCGCUGGGGACGAGCAGGAGAAUGGAGACCAGCUAUGAAACCAAGGAAAGAAUAUGAAUCAACGAAAUGGCGAGGCAUGUAA
Messenger RNA from Hymenoscyphus albidus, 279 nucleotides. NCBI's taxonomy places the organism in Eukaryota, Fungi, Ascomycota, Leotiomycetes, Helotiales, Helotiaceae. The record is from the annotation of a GenBank genome assembly.